Messenger RNA from Nerophis lumbriciformis (worm pipefish), 958 nucleotides. It is a transcript of the gene vsnl1b, whose product is annotated as visinin-like 1b. Gene Ontology annotation, molecular function: calcium ion binding. The record is from RefSeq and is a predicted model, not a curated record. NCBI's taxonomy places the organism in Eukaryota, Metazoa, Chordata, Actinopteri, Syngnathiformes, Syngnathidae.
GUGGACCAUCCUUUGCGACCGAGGGGAGUUUUUUUCCUCAGUCUCACUUUGCGUGGAGCAGCUCGUGACAGAGGAGCAGACACCAACAAGGAGAGCAACAUGGGAAAGCAGAACAGCAAGCUGACUCCUGAGGUGAUGGAGGACCUGGUGAAGAACACGGAGUUCAACGAGCACGAGUUGAAGCAGUGGUACAAGGGCUUCCUCAAGGACUGUCCCAGUGGCAGACUCAACCUGGAGGAGUUCCAGCAGCUCUACGUCAAGUUCUUUCCCUACGGCGACGCCUCCAAGUUCGCUCAGCACGCCUUCAGGACCUUCGACAAAAACAGCGACGGCACCAUCGACUUCCGAGAGUUCAUCUGCGCUCUGUCCAUCACAUCACGCGGGAGCUUUGAGCAGAAACUCAACUGGGCCUUUAACAUGUACGACCUGGACGGCGACGGCAAGAUCACCAGAGUGGAGAUGCUGGAGAUAAUCGAGGCCAUCUACAAGAUGGUGGGCACGGUGAUCAUGAUGAAGAUGAACGAGGACGGCCUGACCCCGGCCCAGCGGGUGGACAAGAUCUUCAGCAAAAUGGAUAAGAACAACGACGACCAGAUCUCGUUGGACGAGUUCAAGGAGGCGGCCAAGAGCGACCCCUCCAUCGUGCUGCUCUUGCAGUGUGACAUGCAGAAGUGAGACCCCCCCACCCCCCUCCAGCCCCACCACCCCCUUCUCCUCUAAGCUCUGCUCGCUCCCUGGCCCCGCCCCCCCCUUGCUCCCUCAGCCCCGCCCCCACACACACACACACAGGACGGCAGCACAUUCGGUUUCUCGGCCCAUUUCCACAGGAAAUAAGAGGAAGAAGAAAAAAAAUGCUUGGACUAUUUUUUCAAUGGACUCGCUUCUUGUGGUCGUAUGCAUGAGAAUGUCAAAAUAUGCUGAAUACUUUUGAAUAUAUGCUCCUUCUUCACGGCCGUAA